AUGAUUGAGAUUUUGAAUCUUUCAAAGAAAUAUUGGGUAUUAGAACGGGAUUGGUGGAAUAUCAGAGCUUCGUUUAUGGAUGGCCUGUUGACUCGAGGUAUCGACUAUUGGCGCUCACAGCCAAGGUGUUAUAUGCACAGUGUGCUUUGCGAUGAUUGUACCGGAAGAGGAGGUCGCGGUGGAAGAGAUUGUAGAUGCUGUUAUAAUCGCAUUGGAAGAAAGUUUUCGGUUGGUUAUUGCACAGUGGAAUGUUCCUGUUGCGAGAAGGCUUGGGACUUUAAACUAGCCCAAAAGGGAUAUUUCCAUAUCAAGGAAGACUUUAACACUGGCGGGAGUGCUUCUCUUUGA
Penicillium crustosum is the source of this 348-nucleotide messenger RNA. RefSeq lists its product as uncharacterized. Lineage: Eukaryota; Fungi; Ascomycota; Eurotiomycetes; Eurotiales; Aspergillaceae. The record is from RefSeq and is a predicted model, not a curated record. The transcript is spliced from 2 exons. Bases 1 to 348 code for a protein of 115 amino acids.